UCACCUCCGUGAUGUGACGCAUACGGAAAUGGUGGUUUCACUGUGCGCAGGCGCCUUAUGGGAGACGGUUGCUGGGGUGAGCCGCCUGAGGAAGCGGCAGCGGCGGAGGCGAGGGUGAGGAGGGGCUGAGGCUGCUUCUCGCAGGUGCCCGGCCCACCGCAUCACUCACCGACCCGGCGGCCGAGGCUGGGAAGGAGAGGAGAGGCGGGGCGGGGCAGGGCUGAGACAGAGGACGGCCCGCUGGGAAUGUGUAAGCUGAAACGGAAGCAAAGAGGGAGAGAAGCCGGGAAGCGAGUGCUCGGUCUGAUGCCACUUCAAAGAAAGAACCCCAACCCCACAGGCUGAACUUCAAGAAGAACCUUUCUACCCAUCUUAAAUAUGGCUGGUGGAAUCACAGAAACUGGAGAGCUUUAUUCUCCCUAUGUUGGACUGGUGUACAUGUUCAACCUGAUUGUGGGAACUGGCGCCCUCACUAUGCCCAAGGCUUUUGCUACUGCUGGUUGGCUUGUCAGCCUAGUUCUUCUCCUGUUCCUAGGCUUCAUGAGCUACAUGACCACAACCUUUGUAAUGGAAGCCAUGGCAGCAGCCAAUGCUCAGCUCCGUUGGAAGAGGAUCGAAAGCCAUAAGGAGGAAGAUGAUGAUGACUCUUCUACAGCUUCUGAUAGUGAUGACAUCCAGGAAAAUUACAAUCAGUCAGAGAAACAGCCCAUCUUGUCUGUGCAGAGACACGGAUCUUCUAACAUUUUUGAAAUCGCUGAUCGUGUGGAGAUGGGACAAAUGGCCUCUAUGUUCUUCAACAAAGUGGGAGUCAACCUGUUUUAUUUUUGUAUCAUUAUCUACCUUUACGGGGACCUAGCUAUCUAUGCUGCAGCUGUGCCCUUAUCGCUUAUGCAGGUGACCUGCAGUGCCACUGGCAAUCAUUCCUGCGAUGUGGAAGCCAGCACCAAGUACAACGACACAGAUAUGUGUUGGGGCCCCAUCAGACGAAUUGAUGCCUACCGCAUCUACCUGGCUGUGUUCACACUACUUCUUGGACCUUUCACCUUUUUUGAUGUUCAGAAGACCAAGUACCUCCAGAUCUUGACAUCUCUGAUGAGAUGGAUUGCCUUUGCUAUCAUGAUUAUCCUGGCAUUGAUCCGUAUUGGGAAUGGGCAAGGAGAAGGGCAUCCGCCCAUAGCAGACUUCUCUGGGAUCCGAAACCUAUUUGGGGUGUGCGUCUACUCUUUCAUGUGCCAGCAUUCGCUGCCGUCCCUCAUCACGCCCAUCUCCUCCAAGAAGUACAUCACCCAGCUAGUGCUGCUGGACUACGUGCUGAUCCUGGCCUUCUACAGCCUCCUCUCCUUCACCGCCAUCUUCUGCUUCCACAGUGACAGCCUCAUGGACAUGUACACCCUCAACUUCACUGGCUGUGACAUAGUGCGCCUGGCUGUGAUCCGCUUCUUCCUGGGCCUCUUCCCUGUCUUCACCAUUAGCACUAAUUUCCCCAUCAUUGCUGUGACUCUGCGCAACAACUGGAAGACACUCUUCCACCGGGAGGGAGAGAUGUACCCAUGGGUGGUGGACCGGGUUGUGUUCCCUGUCAUCACUCUGGUACCUCCCAUCCUUGUGGCCUUCUGUACCCAUGACCUGGAGUCCCUAGUGGGGAUCACAGGAGCCUAUGCCGGCAAUGGAAUCCAGUAUGUCAUCCCUGCCUUCCUGGUGUACUACAGCCGGAAAGACACAAAGCUUGUUUUUGGCUCUGGUACUGUCAACAAGCACAAAUCCCCUUUCCGAAGUACCUUCUGGGUGGGCUUUGUACUUGUCUGGGCUUUCUCCUGCUUCCUUUUUGUCACAGCCAACAUAAUCCUCAGUGAGACAAAGCUUUAACUGUGGGAACAUUUCCCAACACCUGGGUCCUUUCUGCAGGAUUGCAGGCUUUCCUCUGCCCUCCACCUUCAUGCCCACUAUCCUUCCACCACAGGGCAGACACUGGCAUUGCUGGUAAUCAAGUCUGGUGGCUGUUAUGAGGCCCUCUGGCUCUCUCCACUCCUAAGACCCCACCAGAGAUGGACUGCUGAUCCCCUGCAUGGUCCCCUGGGUGGAAUUUAGAAGCAGUGCUGGCACUGUGACAUCUUAUUUAUACUGGACCCAAUGGGUGCCCCCUAUCUCUCUCUCUCUCUUUCACACACACACACACACACACACACACACACACACACACACACACACACACACACAUACACAUAUACACCCCGGCUGUGGGAUGACCUAGGUCAACACUCAACCCUAAUCCCUCCUACCUGCUUCUCCCCUCCCCUCACCCAGAUCAUGUCUUGCUUCCUGAGCUGCUAAGAAACCAGUCUAGUGAAAGCACAUGGCAGUUUUGCCUUAGCACAAUGGGAAGCAAGCAGGGCCCGGAGCCACAAGGACACAGGAGGGUCCCUGCUGUAGGGGCUGAGGAAAGACUAGACCACUCAAAUUCUGGCCUAGUUCUAGAGUGAGCUCCAGGGCUCCUGCCCUGACUGGGGCCUUAGUAUUCCCUGGGAGGGAAAAGAAAAGGGCCCUCUCAUCUUUUCCACAUCCCACAGGACUUAAAUCCUCUCAAGUCCUCAUGGUUAAUGAGAAAGAGCAAGAAAGAAAAGGAGAUCCCUGAAUCUUUAGCUUGGAGGCGUGCUGGGGAAGAAGAUACUGUGCCCCCUGCAGGCCCAGGUGGCAAGCCCAUGCCAUGGCCUCCAGCGUGUCUCUCUGAAGCAAAUCAAGCAUAGCAUGAGGAUGGGCAGUACGUUGGGACCACCUGAAGGACAAUCAUCUCAGACACACUUGGUGCCUUUGGCCACCUUUGGGGUGACCCUCGACGUGUCUGGAAGCUGAAAUCUCAGCUCCCAGGAAGACAGAAGUGGUCCUGUGAGGGGCCGAGAUUGAGUAGAUGCACAACAGAGAGGAGCGAGAGGCAGGCGAGCAGCCAGUGGCCAGCCACCUGGCACAUCCUUUAUCAUCUUGCUGACACUGGAAGACACUAUACCUGGGGUAAUGGGAGGGAGCCACACGCACCCUCUAGCUCCCACUUCCCUGUCCCAUAGAUACAGGAAUUCUAUGUCAUGCAUCAUCCCUUGGCUGGAGGCCGAGCUCUUCUGAAACGAGGCCUAACCCGAUCCAUGAUUGCCACUCUUUCCUCCUCUCCACUCGCUAUGUUCACACCUGCUGCUGCCCUGUCACUUUCAUAUAGACUAUAAUGAACUUUGUGUCAAACGUGCCUUUUCCAGCAUCAGGGCCUGGGUCCUUCCUGCUGAGAUCCAGUAGGACCCAGAUUAUUCUCAGACUAUCCCAUGUACUCUGUACCCCCAUGGGCUGGGGUCAAGAGCAGUCAAAUGUAGAAAAUGUUCUGUUGGGAGGGAGGAGGCUUCUCUAAGGUUGGUCCUGAUCCCCUCCCUGCAACACACCUAAUUUCAGUGCCUUUCUCAGCACCUUUUAUUUCUCCUCACCUGCAUCCCACACAUUUCCCUGUGAGGAAAAAUUCCGGUCCUUAAGGGUAGAGCUGAUUUAAAGAAGACUUCUGCCAGAGGAUGGGCAGGGGAGGGGGGCGGGGAAUAGGGUGAAGAAAGGAGAGCUGCCUUAAGCAUGCAGCCUGGGUCGUCGGAAGCAGACACACCCCUGCUGCCUGAGUCCAGUGGGGGUGCUUUCGAGAAAUAGAUUGUCUUAAUUGGACAUUAUCUUCUUCUAAUCCAUCACGUUGUGUUUUGUCUCACAGCUUAUCACUACGUGUAAUUAUUUUCCAGCCAAAUGAAAAAUAAAUGCCCCUUCCCUGUCUGCCUGUAUGAUGACUUCCUGCACUGUCUCUGGCUGCCACUUGAGAAUGGGGUGGGGCAAGGAGGGAUCUGUGACAAAAAUAAUGAGGCAUUGGCACAUCCUACUGUCUGGGCGGUCCCUAGAUAUCCCUAGCCGUUUGCUAAAAACUCAAUUAAAACAUCUGUACUUGCCCUUUUCCAAUUACAUUUCCUCACAAAGGACAAAGAAAAUUAAGCUAUCUCACUGUUUCGGGCUCCAAAGUUGGCAAAUUGUGUAACACUGUGAG
This is a messenger RNA of Dromiciops gliroides (monito del monte), 4051 nucleotides long. RefSeq names its product transmembrane protein 104 (gene SLC38A12). The record is from RefSeq and is a predicted model, not a curated record. Bases 379 to 1866 code for a protein of 495 amino acids. Lineage: Eukaryota; Metazoa; Chordata; Mammalia; Microbiotheria; Microbiotheriidae. The transcript is spliced from 10 exons.